AUGAUAAUAAUGUUAAUUUUUUUAAGGCCCCGAUGUGAUAUGAACAAUUUUCUGAAUUGUUCAGGAGAAAAAGAUAUUAUAUCUUCUACUUAUUUUAAAAGAAGAGAUGACAAUAUGUAUAUAUUAUGUCGUAUAUUGAAUGAUCAAAGAGAUAUUGAAAUAACUCAUAUUGCAGAUAUGUUACAUUAUAAUAAAAAAAAUGAUGCUUAUAUGAGAAAAGAACAUAAUUUAUUAGAAGAACAAAAUAAUGUAUCAUAUAACCCACUCAAUAGUUAUACAUAUAAAAAGAAAAAAUAUAUAUUAUAUGAGAAACCCAAAAAAAAAAAGGAACAAUUAACCCAUAAUAUAAAAUAUGAAAAUAUGUCACAUAAUGAUCAUAUGUCAAAUAACAUAUUGUGGAAGAACUCUCGUCCAUAUAACAAAUCUAAUACUCUUAAUGAAGAUGAAAAGAAUAUUUUAUGUUUGUCUAAACAAUGCAAUCAAAAAAAUGUAAUUAAUGAUUUUAAUUAUGAUGAAUUCUUAAAAAAUGAGGAAAAAACAAAAAAAAAAAAAAAAAAUAUAUAUUAUAUAUAUAAGAAAAAAAAUAAUAAUAAUAAAAUAAAUGAAAUUAAUUCAGUACAACAUUUUAAUGUUAAAAAAAAUAUAUUAAGUGAAAAAAAAAAGAAUCCACUAAAUGAUAACUUAAAAAACAAAAAAAAAAUUGGGCAAAUUAAAUUUCAUAUUGUUGGUUAUGAUAAAAAAAAAAUAAAGAAUUAUCUCACACCCUCUAUGAUUAGUUCAAUUAAAAAGAAUUUAAAGAACAAAAAUAAAAAAAUGAGUGAGGAUGUAAAUAUGGAUAAGUCCAUUGGGGGUGUCUUGCCAUUUUUUCCAAGUAAAGAAAAAAUAAAACAUAAAAGAUAUUUAUAUGGGGAAUAUUUCAUGCGCUCGUCGCCAAAUAAAGAGAACAUAAAAAUGGAUACAAAUAAGAAUAAUAAAGAAGAGUCUAUAAUAAAUGAAAAACUUUUAAAAAAUUUACAAAACAUAUCUUUGAGUAGUAGAAUAAAAGACAUUCAAGUGGAAGAAGGAAGUGAAAGAAAAAUAAAAGAAGAAGAUAAUAAUAUAAAAGAGCAAGGUAAUUCAUUUAAAAAAUAUUUUAAAGGUGUUGUAAAAUUAUAUGUGGAUAUAACAGAGCCUAGCCUUGAAAUGAUAUGGCAAAACAAUCCACCUAAAAGCAUAACAGGAUCUGGGUUUAUUAUUGAGGGUCAUUUAAUUUUAACGAAUGCUCACAAUAUUUCUUAUAGUACCAGGAUAUUAAUAAGAAAGCACGGAAAUUCUGGAAAAUAUGAGUCGAAGAUUUUAUUCGUUGCUCAUGAUGUCGAUAUAGCAAUCCUAACUGUUGAAGAUAAAACAUUUUUUGAUGAUGUGUAUGCUCUUCAUUUUGGACCUCUGCCUUCCUUAAAAGAUGAAAUUAUAACUAUGGGGUAUCCAUCAGGGGGUGAUAAGUUAAGUGUAACAGAAGGAAUUGUAAGUAGAAUAGACGUGCAGUAUUACAAACAUUCAAAUUAUAAAUUUUUAUUAACCCAAAUAGAUGCACCUCUGAACCCAGGAAAUAGCGGAGGGCCAGCUCUUGUCAAAGAAAAAGUUGUAGGUAUUUGUUUUCAAUCCUAUAAAGCUUCUAAUAAUAUUUCAUACAUUAUACCCAGCACUAUAAUUAGUCACGUUCUUUUAGAUAUACAUAAAAAUAAAAAAUAUACUGGAUAUGUUUUCUUGGGUGUCAAGUACGAACCUCUAGAAAACCCUUAUCUGCGUGAAGCCUUAGGGUUAGCAGAAUUAGAAAGAAAAAAAAUAAUAAAACAAAAUGUUGGAAUAUUGAUAACGGAGGUAUUUGAAGGUCAUAUGAGUAAACAACAAGGUAAACAUUAUAAUGUGGGUGAUAAAUAUGAUUAUAUGGGUGAUAAAUAUGAUUAUAUGGGUGAUAAAUAUAAUUAUUUGGGUGAUAAAUAUAAUUAUAUGGGUGAUAAAUAUAAUUAUAUGGGUGAUGACCAUAGGGAUACCCCUGAGAUGGAUGCAUCCUGCACAUAUAUUUUAAACAAUAUUAGGAGUGAUAAAAAAAAAAUAUAUAAUAAUAAUAAUAGUAAUAAUAAUAAUAAUAAUAGUGAUAAUAAUGAUUAUAUGUGUGGUGAGGAUACAAAUCGUUUGUAUGGUUUAAAAAUCAAUGAUAUAAUUCUAAGCGUAGAUGAUAAACAGAUUAACAACGAUGGGACGGUCAUCUUAAGGGACGAAGAAACUGUAGGCUUCGAAUAUUUAUUUAAUAAUAAAUUUAUAAAUGAUAUAUGUAAUAUUAAAAUAGUAAGAAAUAAGAAAAUAAAAAUAAUUAUAAUAAAAUUAUAUAAAGUAGAAUAUUUAUUAAAACAACAUAACUGGGAUAAACGAAAUAAAUAUUUUAUAUAUGGUGGAAUAGUUUUUUCUAUAUUAACAAGAAGUUUAUAUUUGUAUGCACAAAAUGCAGAGAUUGAUAGAUUAUUAUUAUAUAAUCAUUUUAAAAAAAAAAGUAGAGAUGAAAUAGUUAUAUUAAAAAAUAUAUUACCAACAAAAAUAACAACAGGAUAUUAUUACACUAAUUCUAUUGUGCUUAGAGUAAAUAAUAUAAUUGUAAAAAAUUUAAAACAUUUUAUUCAAUUAAUUGAAAUGAUAAAAUAUACACACAAACCUAAAUACUUAACCAAAAAUAAAUAUACUCUUCAAAACUUUAAAAAUUAUUAUAAUAAAAAUAUAACAUCAUUAGAAAUAAAUAAAAUUAUUCAUAUUUUAAUUUUAACAACCUCUGGUCAGCAAGUACCGAUAGUAUUAAAUAAAAGAGACGUUGAAAAAUAUUCGGAAGAAAUUAAAAAGAUUUAUUCUAUAACAAGUGAUAGAUAUGUAUACUAG
Messenger RNA from Plasmodium gaboni, 2907 nucleotides. RefSeq names its product serine protease DegP. The record is from RefSeq and is a predicted model, not a curated record. The coding region runs from base 1 to 2907 and encodes 968 amino acids. Gene Ontology annotation, biological process: proteolysis. Lineage: Eukaryota; Apicomplexa; Aconoidasida; Haemosporida; Plasmodiidae. The transcript is spliced from 5 exons. Gene Ontology annotation, molecular function: serine-type endopeptidase activity.